Pteropus alecto (black flying fox) is the source of this 1687-nucleotide messenger RNA. It is a transcript of the gene SNAI1, whose product is annotated as snail family transcriptional repressor 1. NCBI's taxonomy places the organism in Eukaryota, Metazoa, Chordata, Mammalia, Chiroptera, Pteropodidae. The record is from RefSeq and is a predicted model, not a curated record. The transcript has 3 exons. Gene Ontology annotation, biological process: regulation of DNA-templated transcription. Bases 69 to 869 code for a protein of 266 amino acids. Gene Ontology annotation, molecular function: RNA polymerase II cis-regulatory region sequence-specific DNA binding; DNA-binding transcription factor activity, RNA polymerase II-specific.
GCGGCCUCGCGUGUGGAGGGCUUUGCGACCACUGCGCGACUCGGCGACCCCCAGCUGCUUCGGCCACCAUGCCGCGCUCUUUCCUUGUUAGGAAGUCGGCGUGCUCCCGCCGGAGGCCCAAUUACAGCGAGCUGCACGACUCUUCUCCAGAGUUCACCUUCCAGCAGCCCUACGACCAGGCCCACCUGCUGGCGGCCAUCCCACCUCCUGAGGUCCUCAACCCCACGGCCUCCCUGCCCACACUCAUCUGGGACUCUCUCCUGGCACCCCAAGCCCAGCCUGUCGGCCGGGCCUCUCUUCUGGCCCAGGAGAUCCCCAAGGCUGUGGAGCUGACCUCCCUGUCGGAUGAGGACAGUGGGAAAGGCUCCCAGCCCCCUAGCCCGCCCUCGCCGGCGCCUUCGUCCUUCUCUUCCACCUCAGCCUCUUCCCUGGAGGCGGAGGGUUAUGCUGCCUUCUCAGGCUUGGGCCCGUUGCCUGGGCUCAAGCAGCUGGCCGGGCUCUCCGGGGCCAAGGACCCCCAGUCUCGCAAGGCCUUCAACUGCAAAUAUUGCAACAAGGAGUACAUCAGUCUGGGUGCCCUCAAGAUGCACAUCCGGAGCCACACGCUGCCCUGCGUCUGCAGCACCUGCGGGAAGGCAUUCUCUAGGCCCUGGCUGCUACAGGGCCACGUCCGAACUCACACCGGAGAGAAGCCCUUCUCCUGCCCCCACUGCAGUCGCGCCUUCGCAGACCGCUCCAACCUGCGGGCACACCUCCAGACGCACUCGGACGUCAAGAAGUACCAGUGCAAGACGUGCUCCCGGACCUUCUCCCGCAUGUCCCUGCUCCACAAGCACCAAGAGUCGGGCUGCUCGGGGGGCCCCCGUUGACCCUCAAGUCUCCUUCCGCCUCUUCAGACCCUCCCCUGCAGUGGGCCCCCCCCAACUCCGGAAGGAAGGACCCCCACGUCCUCCUCGCCACCAUGGAAUUCCCUUCUGAGCUCCGAUUCUGGCUGCGUUGGCCCCACAGGAUGCUGAGGACACUUUUCCAGUUGUCUCUGAAAGAGGCCUUUCUGUAGACAUUUCUGUGGACGGCUGAUGGGAGGGUGGCUUGCAGUGGAGACCCCAGCCGCUGCCCCCAGCAUUCCGGAGCUGGCCUUUCUAUGUGGGUUUGUGUAUCCAAAGCUUGGAUACAGCUGCUUCGAGCUGCAGAACAAAAACCGACUAGGCUGAUAGGAGUCUCCCACCCACUCAGGAGACCCCACUCCUUGCCCCAAGAAUCCUUCAGGCCGCCCCUCCAGGAGGUGUGACUGACUGAGUAAUCCACCCCCAGGGGCACCUGGGGGGCCUGCCAGGGGUCCUCACUGACGCGAGGACGCGUCUAGACCCCAGGAUGCCUGGGCAGCUAUUUCAGCCUCCUGUUUGUCACGGUGGCACCUGUUUCAUGGGCGAUUUAACAGCAUCUCAGAAGGGAAUGUGAGUAAUUGCCAUCACUUGUCCUGGGCCCAAGUAGGGUGCUUGGGCCCUACCAAUGUGUCUCCCAGAACUAUUUUCGGGGCCCGACAGGUGGGCCCAGGAGGAAGAUGUUUACAUUUUUUUAAAGGUACACUGGUAUUUAUAUUGCAAGCAACAUUUUGUACUAGGAAACGUUUUGUAUAGUUAUAUGUACAAUUUAUUGAUAUUCAAUAAAGUGGUUAAUUUAUAUAUAA